AUGCCGUCGCAAAAAACUGGCUCUGUGCGUAAACGCAACAAGCCCCGUCCCUCUCCAUCUCCAUCUCCCGCUCCUACUACCGACAUGGAGGUCCUCAGUUCCCCUUCAACUACUAAAGCACGUGCCUCUCGCGCCAAUGGAAGAAAAAGUGACAAAGUCGGGGACGAAGAGGUCAGCAUGAGCUUGCUUGGAGAAAGCGAGCGGCAAGCGGCGGCCGAAGGACUGGAGCCCGAGCCUGAACACCACGAUGAGGAGAAGAGACUUAAGGCUCCAAUGUCUUCAAAGGACAAGGCUGCUAUGGCAUUACUUAUUACUCUAUAUCUAAUUCAAGGCAUCCCAAUCGGUCUCGCAUUCGGCUCCAUCCCAUUCCUUUUAAAAUCCAAACUUAGCUAUUCACAGCUUGGGGCGUUCUCUCUGGCCACAUACCCUUACAGUCUCAAAUUAUUUUGGAGCCCAAUUGUCGACUCAGUUUUCAGCCCAACAAUUGGAAGACGCAAAAGCUGGAUCGUUCCAAUGCAAUUUAUCAUCGGCUCACUCAUGCUCUGGAUGAGCUCACAUGUACAGAGCUUGAUAGAUGUUCCGGAGCCAGACGUCAACCAACUUACCACUAUCUUUACAUCUCUCGUAUUCCUUGCUGCAACUCAGGAUAUUGCUGUCGACGGCUGGGCCUUGACACUCCUUUCCAAAGAAAAUCUAUCUUAUGCUUCCACAGCUCAAACUAUUGGAUUAAACACAGGAUACUUCCUUUCUUUCACUGUAUUCUUGGCAUUCAAUAGCGCAGAUUUUGCAAAUAAAUACUUCCGCAGUGUACCUUCAGAGAUACCGUUGUUGUCUCUUGGCGCAUAUCUUCAGUUCUGGGGCUUCGCUUGUUACGCCGUCACACUUGGCCUUUUGAUUUUCAAGAAGGAAGACCCAGUUGCAGCGGACGACCCAGACCUCAACCUCAAGAAAGUGUAUGAGAUCAUGUGGAGUAUCUGCAAGCUCAAACACGUCCAAUCCAUUUGUAUCAUUCAUCUAGUCGCCAAAAUUGGGUUUCAAGCCAACGAUGCCGUCACAUCGCUCAAACUCGUUGAAAAGGGGCUCAGCAAAGAAGACCUCGCUUUAGCUGUACUCAUCGACUUUCCAGCCCAAAUUAUUGGCGGGUGGAUUUGCCGCUGGCGCUAUGGCACUCGUCUAUUUCUUCCCAAACAUCAACCUGUUCCGUCGAGCUACUUUUGGGGAAUCGUAGCUUUUACGGUCCUCGGUUCUUUCUCUUCGACGGUACAAUUUGUCGGUGUUUCGGCUUUCCAUACUCAGAUUUCGGACCCGCUCAUUGGAGGAACCUAUAUGACUCUCCUGAAUACCGUCAGCAACCUCGGUGGAACUUGGCCGCGGUACUUUGUGCUCAAGGGAGUAGAUAUGUUUAGCGAGGCGACAUGCCAUGUUGAACAAGAGGGGUCUGAGAUCCUCAUGAAGGCCACCGAGUGUGUAUCCGAACACGGUAAGGCAACGUGCACCGACUUGGGUGGUACGUGCGUAACCGAACGAGACGGAUACUACAUUGUAUCUUGGAUAUGUAUCGGCUUGGGUGCCUCUAUAUUAGUUUUCUACAUCUGGCCAACUGCGAAACGACUUCAAGCGUUGAAGCGUUCGCAAUGGAGAACCCACAUAGUAACUUCAGGCGCCAAGCCGAGCCGUCGCGUACCUUUCGGAAUUCCAUCCCAUGCCGUUCCGGCUCGUGCUUGUCCGCUUUUCCCCGCGGGGGUACUCUGCUGA
Rhizoctonia solani is the source of this 1755-nucleotide messenger RNA. RefSeq names its product MFS transporter, acetyl-coa transporter. The transcript has 12 exons. Gene Ontology annotation, cellular component: membrane. The record is from RefSeq and is a predicted model, not a curated record. Gene Ontology annotation, molecular function: acetyl-CoA transmembrane transporter activity. Lineage: Eukaryota; Fungi; Basidiomycota; Agaricomycetes; Cantharellales; Ceratobasidiaceae. Bases 1 to 1755 code for a protein of 584 amino acids.